UGAGUAUAUGCACAGAGACUGAUAAAUAGCCACGAGAAAGACAUCAGGCUUAAUUAGACUUCCAAACUUGCAGUGGUGCCUACAUCUGGAGAUACCAGGGCUCAUCCUUGCUAUAUGCACAAGGAAAAACUGUUGAUAUUUUGAAAUAUAUACUAUGGGGGCACAAUGAGAAAACUUUGUGCCAGCAAAAAUGCUGCCGAUGUUAUCAGAAAUGUGUAUGGAUAUAUUUGCAUUUUGAGUUCAAUCCAGAUGGAAACCUGGUAUUCAACCUCAAAAUCCAAUAUGCCUCACGUAACAAUAUUUUUUUCCUGAUGUUACCUCCUCUCGAUGGGGCUAUCACUUUUUCAAAAGCAAAGGAUUUCUCUGCAGAACAGCAUAAAAAAUAUGUGUUAAUGAGACAGUGGGAAAGGCUUGAGCAGACCAUGGCAAACAGCUAUGUAACAGUUCCUGAUGCAUACUGUCUUGCUGAACCUUUACCUUAUUACGACAUCCUGCCAGAUCACAUUAAUUAUCAACUUCCAGAUUCAGACUUCCAGGCGACUCCAUAUUGUCAGUAUACAAAUGUGCCUUAUUCUCCUGUGUUGCAAUCCUCAACAUCUCAAUGCCACUACAGUGCAUACAGUUUGGAGAAUUCAUAUGGUGAUGGGCAAUAUGUCCUUAGCACAUGUGACAUGAGUAAGCCACCCUCAAACAUGACUCAUAGUGUGGAAGAGAUGUAUCCUUCUGUAAAGAGGACGAGGAUUAGUCAUUCUAGCAUCCGGAUGAAAGGUCAUGAAGAACUUUGUGUUGUAUGUGGAGAUAAGGCUUCUGGGUAUCACUACAAUGCACUUACUUGUGAAGGAUGUAAAGGUUUUUUUCGCCGUAGCAUUACAAAAAAUGCUGUUUACAGGUGUAAGAAUGGUGGACACUGUGAGAUGGACAUGUACAUGCGGCGGAAGUGUCAAGAGUGUCGGUUGAAGAAGUGUAAGGCUGUUGGCAUGCUUGCAGAAUGUUUGUUAACUGAAGUACAAUGCAAGUCAAAGAGGCUCAGGAAAAACUGUAAGCAAAACAGUUCAGUAUACUGUAAUGUGAAAGUGGAAGAUGAUGCAAAUGACAGCAGACAAGUUUCAUCAACUACAAAGUUAGCGAAACAGGCAAUAACAAGACUAGAACUGACAGCUGAAGACUGCAAGAUGAUUGAUCAUAUAGUUACGGAAUAUCAAAAAUACAGCUCUCCAGUAGAUGAACACAAAUCAUUUCUAGAAGAAUCAGCAAAUCCAGAAGAAAUAUUCUACCACAUCUCUGAAGCAGCUGUAAUGCACGUGCAAGUUCUUGUAGAAUUCACAAAAAGGCUCCCAGGGUUUGAAAUUCUGGACCAUGAUGAUCAAAUUGCUCUUCUAAAGGGAUCCACUGUUGAAGCACUGUUUUUACGUUCUGCACAAACAUACAAUCAACAAGCAACAGGGUGCUCACAGCUAGAUAAUGGGCUUGCAAAAUAUCAGAGCCACUCAGGAGAAUACUACCACAUUCAGGAUUUUGACAGAUGUCCUCUAUAUUCUCUUGAACCCAAUCCUCAGCAAAAUACUCAAACAUUUAAUACAGAUCUCACAGAAGAAUUUAUUACUCCACUGUUCAACUUUUAUAGAAGUAUGGGCUCUCUUAAUGUGACUGAUGCAGAAUAUGCUCUACUCUCUGCAAUAACUGUGUUCUUUUCAGAUCGUCCGUUCUUGAAGAACAAAAAUGGUGUUGAAAAACUGCAGGAGCCACUUCUCGUGAUUUUACAUAAAUAUUCAAAGAUUUACCAUCCAGAAGACCCACAACAUUUUGCACGACUGAUUGGACGCCUGACUGAGCUAAGGACCCUUAACCACAAUCACUCAGAAGUACUAUUAUCUUGGAAAACCAGAGAUACCAAGCAUACCUCAUUGCUUUAUGGUGGUUGGGACUUCCACUAAGUUUUUCACUGAAACCAUCAUUUUAAUCACCUAAUUUAUGGAAAUGCAUCUUUAUGGAAAUGCAUCUGUUAAGAUGUUGGACACUGUUUUGUGACAUACAAAGCAAAUGUGAAAGUGCCUCCACACUUCAACUGUCUGAAUUUGUUUGUUUUUUACUCUUUGAAGUCAUUCUGUUUCAAUAUGGCUGUCCAAAGAAGAGAAAUCAUACUAAAUACAGAUCAAACGGAUAUUGAUUCAAUCAUAAAAUUAAUAGUAGCCCUAAUUUAUCAUGAUGGAACAUGGACAUUAAAAUAAUUGAGGGCACCAAUUUCACUGUAUGGGACCUGUGAAAUGGGGGCUCAUGUUAGAAUUGCCCUCCUUCACGAUGGGUGGUAUGACGCUGCCUACAGCUCACUCUCUCCAAAGACAAACAAAAAAGAGGAACUGACUAAAAUGUAAUGCUGCCCUGCUUCUCUAUUUGAGAUGACAGACUGAUCUAAGUCCCUUGUACUAGGAUUGGUGGCAUUGUAGAAACAUAGUAAUGGGAGGGCACUCCUCUAGAUUUGUUUCUCGUAAACCUAGGCAGCGAGCUAUGAGCAUCACAUUCUGGGUCAAGUGGAUAGCAAUAAGUGUCCAUUCACACGUCCGUAGUGUAUUGCGGAUCCGCACUACAUCGGCCCGGCACCCCCAUAGAACUGCCUAUUGUUGUCCGCUAUUGUGGACAAGAAUAGAACAUGUUCUAUUUUUUUUUUCCCGGAGCCGUGGACCGGAAGUUCGGGGCCCUGCUCUGGAAAUGUGGAUGCGGACAGCACACUGUGUGCUGUCGUCAUCCAUUCUUGCCCCUUAGAGAAUGAAUAGGUACGCAUCCAUUCCGGAUUAUUGUGGAACAGGUGUGGACGUCUGAAUGGAGCCUAAUGGAAAACUGCUGAAAAGAUUUAAUUAUCAUAUAUUAAAGAUUUUUACAUUGUAUUACACACUUUCGAUAGGAAUCCAGUUUUGUAUAUCAGAAUACCCCUUGAAUACCAAGAUCAUACAGAAAUUGUUAAAUUGCAAAUUAUUAUUCAGUGGAUAGUGCAGAAUGAAACACAAGAAAUCUAAAAGUUUAGUACUGUAAAUUUGGGUUUCCUCCUACGGCAGUGUGUUAUGUAUUUACAUGUCAAUUCACGAAUAUGGAUGAACUUUAAGUAUGAAAAUUAUAAUACAAUUUUCAAAAAUACUUUUUUUUCAAUUCUUAUGGUUUUCAAGAUCUCUGCUUUCUGUCACUCAAUAGAAACCUUGAUGAUUUACUCCCAGAGGCCAAAAACCUGUCUGGGUCAUGUGAUAGACACACAAGUGCAAGGUCAUUAAUGGUAUAGUAAAGUUACCAGGGAUUUUUCUUCUAAUAAGCCAGUCACCACUUAGAUAAAACAAACUCCUACUGACUGACAGACAGCAGAAAUCUUGAGAACCAUGAGGAAGUGAAACUUACAGCAUACUGAAAUGCUGCAUGAAUUCAAUUUUACAUCACUACAGAUAAUGAACCUUGCUGAAACCUUCAUACUCCUUCAAGGACUGAGGAAUAAGGCAUGGUUACGUAUACCAGAUUGUGCCUUUGGUAGCUCACUGCAUUUUGAGGAAAACAUUUUGGAUUUUUUGCACAUGAAACAACAUCUAAACAUCUGAUUUCAAGUGACCCAUAGGUUAAUAAGAGCACGCACAAACUAAUAAAAGUUAAAUGAAAAUGUAUGUUUUAAGUUUUGGGUUACCAGCUAUUUAUUAAGUCAUUUAAAUGAACAUGCACUUUAACCUUUCACCAGGAUUUCACUUAAUAAAC
Molecule: messenger RNA, 3726 nt
Organism: Bufo gargarizans (Asiatic toad)
Lineage: Eukaryota; Metazoa; Chordata; Amphibia; Anura; Bufonidae
Product: bile acid receptor-like
Exons: 13
Coding region: 312-1934 (540 amino acids)
Biological process (GO): negative regulation of transcription by RNA polymerase II; negative regulation of inflammatory response; cell differentiation
Molecular function (GO): RNA polymerase II cis-regulatory region sequence-specific DNA binding; nuclear receptor activity; zinc ion binding
Source: RefSeq, a predicted model, not a curated record